AUUGAAUCCUGUUGACGUUAAUUGCAUGUCCAGACCAACUCCAGUAACAGGAAAAUAUUGAUUUUUCUUUUAUAUUCUUUACAGAAAGGAUAUUUAACUGAACAGACAAGCAUGGCUUCCAACUUCAGGUCCGCAGUGUGUCAACGUUCAGAUUUGAUUUAUGACUUUGUCUGCUCCCCAUGUAAAGACGAUGGAUUAAAUAAUGAGGCACAAUUCUUCUGUGAUGAGUGCAAGAAAUAUUACGGCAACACCUGUGUACGACUACACAACAAACUGUUUAGGACACAUUCAGUGCUUGGAAGACAAGAGGUGAGCAAGUGGCUGGGGUAUGCAGGACUGAGCCCCAUGGAGACAUGUGACAAACAUAGUGACAGGAAGCUUGAACUGCUCUGUGAGGACCAUAACGAGCUUUGUUGCCACAUUUGUGUCUCUCUAACUCACAGAAUGUGUAAGAGCAUCAAGCACAUCCCUGACCUGGCCGAUGGACUGAAGAAACAAAUCGACUUCAGGGAAAUACCUGCUGAUGUUGAUAAGAUUAUCACAAGGCUUGAAGAAACCAUCAAGAACAGAACUCACAGCAAACGGUCCCUCGAUGACUCUGGGGGGAAAAUACUUGCUGAAAUCAAGUCACUGAGAAAGAGGGUGAACGAUCAGCUUGAUGAAAUAGAAAAACAAACCAAUGUUCUCUUACAAGACCAGCUUCACAAGGCAGGUGAUUUACUGCAGGAGGACAUUUACAAAUGCACUCAGCUUCAUGACAAAAUAAACACUUACUUAAAAAGCAUCCAAUCUAAGCAAGAUGACAAUACCUUCUUAGCCUAUAAGAAAUGCAAGAAAAAGAUGAGAGCAGCAGAGAGGCUGCUACAACAAAUGCAGGAACUGUCUGUAAACGCUGACCAAACGCUAAAAAUGCAGAUCGAUUCCAGGAUUGAACAGUUAAUCUUUGGAAUGAAUACAUUAGGGGAAAUCAGUUUGAAUUAUGGUUUAAAGAUCAAGAAUGGAACGAAAUUCAAAGUAAAAAUGCAAGGUGACAAAAAUGGAUGCCUCAUUAGUGGUAUAUGCGAGUUGCCUGGAGGAGAGCUCCUCAUCACAGACCUUGAAAACUACAAUGUAAAGCUACUUGACACUGAGUACCAGGUGAUUGCCAAACGUGAUCUCACUGCUCAACCACAACAGGUCUGUCACAUUGCUGGCAACGAAACUGCAUUAACUCUACGUGACAAAAGUGUGCACUUCGUUACAGCAACAGGCGGUAAACUGAGCGAAUCAAGGAAACUAACAUUUAAACACGAAUGUCUUGGUAUUUCGCACCACAAUGAUUAUCUGUAUGUUGGAUCCUGUACAGCAAUUUACCAGUACACGCUGUCAGGCCAGCUGGUUAAGAGGUUAUAUGAAGACAACACUUCUUAUUAUACGGUAUACAAAUUCACACUCAGCAGAGAUGGCACCAAAAUCUACAUUCCUGCUCCAUACAAAGACAAGCUCAUUACUAUUGACAAAAGUGGGAAUAUUCUGUCAGUUCUUCAGGACCCCGAUUUUAACUGGCCUAUUGCAGCGUGUGUUGAUGACAGUGGACUUCUGUUUGUCUGCUCAAGCAGUUCCCACAAAGUGACCCAGGUGGACAAAGAGGGCAAACACAAGCUGACCACACUGGCCACUAAAGCUGAUGGACUUCGUGAACCGUGUGCGGUGUGGUUUACAAAACAUACACAUAAGAUAAUUGUUGGUGGCUUGAGAAAUGAAAUUUCAGUAUUUGAGCUUGAAUAAGACUAAGUUCAUGAACUUUUGUUCACAACAUCGCUGCAGAUAUAACAACAGUGACAUAGGCCUUGAAGAGACAACAAAUACUAAUCACAGGUAUUUUAGCACAAAGAAAGGUUUGCAUGACUCGAGGUGUGAAUGCGAAAAAGGUUCUAAGUGACAAUAAAUAAAGAAGAAGAUAGAACCUUUUCGCUUUUACCCCUCCAUGUGGAAACAACAAGCGUAAUUACAGGCAAGUGACGAAAUGCCUGACUGGGCCUUAUCGGAAAAAUAACCACUCAAUGUUCACUAAAGAGCUUGAUGAAAAUAUAUUCUCUCGUAGCAAAGUAGUGCUCUGCAAUUCUGUGAAGUUUGAAUCUCCAUAUUGUGCAACAUCUCCAAGUGGCCUUUGAGAUAAGAGCAUGACUUUUAUGUGUGCAACACAUUCCCUUGGUGUUUAAGUAUGAACGCAACAAAACACCAAUAUUGAAGCUAAAUUGCGAAUAUCUGCAACUUUCUCAGGGAGAAAGGUAUAAAUAUUACCUCUUAGCUAUCUCCUCAAUCCCUAAUUACCAUGUAUGUAAUUUAUGUGUUUGCAAUUAUGUACUUAUAUACAAUAAAUAUUGUUUUAACCAAAAUUUGUUAUAAGAUAUGCAAAGAAAAUAUGUAUUCAGAUUGGAACUUGAAACCCAACAUCCCCGUCACAACACACGAUGAUUGCUGCCCUCACAUAUAAUGUUUCAGCUGAAUUUUAGCUAUUUCUCAAUUCAAUACAUUUUUUUUUCAAAUGGCAGUGCUUACCGUCCUGACAAUCCCUGCUAUCUGAACACUCUCCGAUACGAUCGGAGACACUUACUGAUUCAGUCAAUCACAAUACUCUUGCAAGUGAUUCAUAACAAGAGUAAAUGAUUUAUAAUUUUACUGCGACGAUAUGUUAUAAUUAUUUGAAUUACAUGUAUUGUUUUAUUCCCUUUAUUCGUUAUUUUAGCAUUAUUGCAUUAAUCAGCGAUGCCAACGCAAAUUUGUAAAAAAGGAAACCAAAACGAAAUUGGAGUAUCCCAAUCACAAUUUUUACAAAAACUACAGAUAAAUUUAAAGUUUUGUGGCCAAAAAAGAGGAACAUUGGCAUCACUGAAUUUAAUGUUAUUAUGAUGGAUUUUCUUUUGUAAAUACUUUGUACUGAAUAUACUAAG
Mya arenaria is the source of this 2933-nucleotide messenger RNA. RefSeq lists its product as uncharacterized. The record is from RefSeq and is a predicted model, not a curated record. The transcript is spliced from 2 exons. Lineage: Eukaryota; Metazoa; Mollusca; Bivalvia; Myida; Myidae. Gene Ontology annotation, molecular function: zinc ion binding. Bases 112 to 1767 code for a protein of 551 amino acids.